UUGCCAACGCUCAAAGCAAAGCGCAACACAAACUUCUCGCUCGCGCCAUCUCGCUCUCAGUCGCUCACUCUCUUUGUCUGUUCCAUGGGCUGUCCUUUGUCCAAGCAGCUCGAGCAGGCAAAUGUGCCGAAUCCAUUGCAGCAGCUGCAAGCGGCCGAGGCGCCAACACAUUCCCAGCAGCAGCAGCAGCGUCGCCGCCGCCAGGAGCAGAAGCGUCAACGCCAACUGGGCAAGUUGCAGGAGCGCAAUGCGCGCAAGCGUCGCCUGCAACAUGGUGGUGCUGGUGGUGGCUCCUCGCCGCGUCGCAGCAGUUCGCGCAGCAGUCUGACGCAGCGUCUGGCGCCGCAGCUGCGUCUGCGUGGUGGGAGCAACGGCAGCAGCGCCACCGAGUGCGUCAGCGCCUUGUAUGCUCGCACCCUGGAGCUGCAGCAUGAGGAGCACCAGCGCAGCAUUGAGCAGAAGAUGCGGCACCAGCUGGAGCGGCAGCUGCACACGUUUCUGCUCAAUCAACUGCUGCUGGGCUUGCAGUUCUUUGGGCACUUUGAGCACGAGCUGGCCGCCAUGGACGAGCAGCUGGCGGCCAAGCGACGCGCCUGCUCUGAAACUCUUUCGGAGCACAGUUUGCUGCAUGCCAGUGCCAUUGAUGCAGCUGUCGCCAAGCGACUGCUCUUCAAGUCCAGCGACAGCAAAGCAGCAGCGGAGCCCAUGCAAAAAUCGCUCACCUACGUGGUCUUUGAGCAUGUGGACGUGGCGCGUCCCAACGAUGCCAACUACGACUCCAUAGCCGCGCUCUGCAAGGUGUUGCUGGAGACGGAGUACGACAAGACGACGCCGUGCAGAAGCGAGUACAAGGAGCUGCUGGAGCAAUGCCGCUGGAUGGGCUAUGUGCGCUUGAGGCUGCGCGAUCAGCCAAGUGCCAACACUAGCGACUGCGCUGAAGAGCAUGAGGAGGAGGAUGGCGGCAGCUCCGGCUACAGCACGGGCGGAGGCGGAGGCGAGCAGUCGGACUAUGACUAUGUGUAUAUCACGCGUUUGAAUAGCAGACAGCGCUUGGAUGUGCUGCAGCUGGAGGAGCAGCUGGAGCGGAAUAAGCUGCCAGCGGCGUGUGUCAGCAGAUUGGGCAGCUGCCUGCCCGCAUGGCUGGAGGAGGAGGUGGAGGAGGAGGCGGAGACGCAGUCAGAGGAUGAAGAGGAGCAGCAGCUGGAGCUAGAGUGUGAGGCGGGCUACGAAACGGUCCAGGUGCUGCGCCAGUGCCAACAGGAGCAACUGCAGCAGUGUUAUCUCAACUCGGAGAGCUUCAUGCGCUACUUUGGCCAACUGCUGCGUCAGCAGAUUGCAGCAGAGCUGGGACUGAGUGCGCAGGAGCUAAGCACGGCCAGCUUCAGUGGCUGCAGCGUCUACUUGCCGCAGGAGCAGCUUGUGCCGGCGGUGCAUGUGCCACAUGGUUGGCCAGACUGCGCCUUCGAGUUCAACCUGCGGGCACGUCCAACGCUCACCGAUCUGCAUACGGGCGAGCGCUAUCAGUGGCCCACGCCCGCCAUGCGCCAGCGCUUGCAGAGCUUUGGCUAUCAUCUGCUGCCCCUGGGCUAUGCGCCCAAGCACGCGCGCAAUCCGUUCCGCCAGCUGGAAUGGCGCAUAGUCUUUCCCCAGGCGGAGCUCUAUCUGGAGCGGCAGCUGUCGCGCCAACAGCUGAAGCUGCUGCUGCUGCUCAAGCUGCUGCUCCGCACCUUUGUACACGACAAGUGUCCGGCGCUGGGCGAGAUUAUGCAGCAGCUGCGGAGUCAUCUCUUCUGGCACUGCGAGCGCUACAGCAAUGACUUUCCGGAUGAGUUCCUGGGCGAGCAGCUGGUGCGUCUGGUGCGCUCCUUUGCCCAGCGCCUGGCCAAGAAGCAGCUGCCGGAUUACUUCAUUGCCAGUCGCAAUCUGCUGGAGCAGGUAUCCGAGGAUGCGCUCAUGCAGCUGCACUGCGUCAUGUCCGGCAUAGCCGAGCAGCCGCUGCUGCACUUGCUCCAAGCUCUGCGCCGUCUGCAAGCCGCACCCGACUUCUAUCCCCAGCUGGACUACAGACGUCUGCUGGACACGCUGCUCUGCCAGGACUAUCUGCAGCUGCGCAGCUGGGCCAAGUUCUCCAGGCAGGCGCUGCCGCUAGAGCAAGCUGCAGCUGCUUCAGUCACCACAGCCACCGAGCAGCCACAGCAGCUGGAGGGAUUGCUCGGUCUGCGCCAGCAUCAGCCACGCACGCGCUCCCGACGCUCCGCUGCUCCAGCUGCUGCUGCUCCUAGCGCCGCUCAGCGCGAUUCCUUGGACUCCUUUGAGCUGGACUUGUCACUGCUGCUGCGGCGAAGCUCCUCACACAGUUCCAGCUCCAGCACCAGCUCCGCACAGCUCAACGACGGCGUCGAGAUUCUGCGCCGCACAAAUCUUCUCGAGCUCCUGCUGGACCACCAGCUGGGCAUGCUAGCCAAGAGCGUAGAAUUCCGCAAUGCGCCACUGGCUCAGUUUUAUCUGGAGCAUGGCCAGCGCCUGUGUCGCCUCUAUCAGCAGCUGGGCUGCUCCCAAUUCGCGCCACACUACACGGAUGCACUUUGCCAGGCCGCCAGGCAGCUGGAGCUUGCCAACAGCGCACCUGGCUGCAGUCCAAGCUCACAAGCCCACAGAUUCAUCCCAGCAGCCACUUCCAGCCAAGCAGCUGAAGAGAUUCCAGUUACUUCCACGCCUGUUCCAACCGCUCCACCUGCUCCGCUGCCCAGCACAGCUCCUCCACCAACUAAUAGCACCAGCAGUGGCCACUUGGACACGCUGCUGCAGCGGCUGCAAAUCGAUCCGCAGACUGUGCUCUCCAUUAGCUCCAAGACGGAGCAGCUGGUGCAGCUUACGCUGGGACAGAAGCCCACGCGGCAGGCGCUCAAUAAGCUGCUCCAGCAAAAGACGCAGCAGCUCAAGAGUGUCUUUAACUAAUACUAUACUAUGCAACAAGGCU
This is a messenger RNA of Drosophila busckii, 2980 nucleotides long. RefSeq lists its product as uncharacterized. The coding region runs from base 85 to 2958 and encodes 957 amino acids. The record is from RefSeq and is a predicted model, not a curated record. NCBI's taxonomy places the organism in Eukaryota, Metazoa, Arthropoda, Insecta, Diptera, Drosophilidae. The transcript is spliced from 2 exons.